AUGAUGAUGGCUGGCCGUGUGCUGCUGGUGUGUGCCCUCUGCGUGCUGUGGUGCGGUGCUGCGGUGGUGGUGUCGUCUGCCGGUGAUGUUGUCGAUGGCGGAGUAAAGGUGGGUCCAUUGGGGGAUUCACAGUCUGGUUCUAGAGACGAAAAAGCAGCAAAACCGGAAUUAUCGAGGUCAGUCGAUGAAAAAUUAGGGUCCGCGGGUCACUUGCUGGAUACACGAUCAGGAACUAACGUCAGUGAGCAAGGGAACUUGGUCAAAGAACCACCAGCAGGGAAUGUUGGGAAGGAAGGAGUACAAGAAGAAGGUAAAGAAUUACCGGUAACACACACAUCUCGAACAAAGGAUAAAGUAACAGUACCACAAUCACUACCAUCACCACCAGCAGAAGAUCCACCAGCAAAAUCACCAUCACAAGCAUCAAUGCAAGGAUCACCGACAACGCCAGGACAACCACAAGAAAACUCACAAAAAUCAACAGGGCAGCCACCAACGCUACAAGCACAACCACCAUCAUCACCAGCAGCGUCCGCUGAAGGUGAAGCCGAUGGCGAUCCCGUUGGUGCUAGUGACACUUCUCGUGUUACUGGUGAUAAAAAUAAAGAUUCUAAAGGAAGUGGAGGUCCCAUUUCCGGGCCACCUUCCGGUGAUGCUUCUUCAUCUCCCAUUUCCAACGAUGGAGAUGCUUCACGGAAUAAUGGCGGUGCACCAUCCACCCAGGACACGACAUCUCUAAAAAACAAUGAGCAGUCAGGGCCAACAACAUCUUCAGGGAGCGCACCACUCAACAGGGAGACACCGGAGAGGUCAACACCCGAUGCAAAACAGCACUCUUCGGAAACACAAGAAAAUGAAACAAGUCGACUUCCUGAUGGGGAUGCAGCUCACAGCGCCGCGGGGCAGAGUGCCAUGGGGACGAAAGGCUCUUCCGGCGUAUCGACUACCGCCAGCAACGCACCAACAACACCUCAACCACAACGGCCAGCACCACCAGUACCACCAACGGCGACAGUAACGGGAGCACCGGCAGAAAAACCAACUGCAGAACGAUUACCACCACCGGGAGAUUCAACACCAGGAGAAGGCCUAGCAGCAACAACAAAAGCUCAAGCGAAUGAUACGGUGACACCUGGCGACAGUGACGGCAGCACCUCGGUCUCCCACACCACCUCCCCUCUUUUGCUUCUUCUUCUUGUUGCGUGUGCGGCUGCGGCUGCGGUGGUGGCCGCGUGA
Molecule: messenger RNA, 1236 nt
Organism: Trypanosoma cruzi
Lineage: Eukaryota; Euglenozoa; Kinetoplastea; Trypanosomatida; Trypanosomatidae
Product: mucin-associated surface protein (MASP), putative
Exons: 1
Coding region: 1-1236 (411 amino acids)
Source: RefSeq, a predicted model, not a curated record